UCAAAACCUAGCUAGAUGUUCUUUCUCUUUUACUUUUCACAAUUUCUUAAUUUUUUCAUCUCAAUAACCCAUCAUCAUUAGCCUCUAUAUUCUCUCUUCAUCUCAUAAAAACUGUUAUGGCUGAAGUUGAUCCAAGCUUUGUUGAACAUGAAGAGGAACAGGUACAGGAACAUCAGAACUUGGACCAGAACCCAAGCAUGGAGCACAACAUGAACUUGGAGAACUAUGUAGUCUUGGAACCCAAUGUGAACUUGGAACACAAUGUGAACUUGGAAGACGAUGUAAACUUGGAACUCAAUGUCAAUUUGGUUCACGAUGUGAACUUGGAGCAGAACUUGAACUUGGAAGAAGGUCCGGAAGAUAAUUUGGAGGAGCAAAAUUUGCAGCAGGAACAAGAAUAUGAACCAAAAGUAGAACAUGAAGACGAGGCAAUGGUUGGAGGUGGUGAAAAGAAGUGGCCAGGAUGGCCUGGAGAGAGUGUGUUUCGGAUGUUGGUUCCUGCACAAAAAGUCGGUAGUAUAAUUGGACGUAAAGGGGAAUUUAUAAAGAAAAUAGUUGAGGAGACACGAGCUCGUAUCAAGAUACUUGAUGGUCCUCCAGGGACGACAGAGAGAGCUGUAAUGGUAUCUGCUAAGGACGAGCCUGAUUCUCCCUUUCCACCUGCUAUAGAUGGGCUUUUGAGGGUCCAUAAACGCAUUGUUGAUGGUUUGGACGGCGAUCCAUCUCAUGUACCUACAGCCGUGGGAGCCAAGGUUUCAACAAGGCUGCUAGUCCCUGCCUCACAAGCCGGAAGUUUGAUUGGAAAACAAGGAACAACUGUCAAAUCCAUUCAAGAAUCUUCUAAUUGUAUUGUUAGAGUUCUUGGAGCAGAAGACCUUCCUGUCUUUGCUCUUCAAGAUGAUAGGGUUGUUGAAGUUGUUGGAGAUGCAGCUGCUGUGCACAAAGCGGUGGAGCUAAUUGCAACUCAUCUCAGAAAGUUCUUAGUGGACCACAGUAUAAUUCCAUUGUUUGAAAUGCAUAUGCAAAGGUCUAAUCAUCAGAUGGACCACAUUCCACCUCAUCAAUCUUGGGGUCCAUCUCAAGGUGUCCCACCAAAUGCUAAUGUGGGUGCUGGUUAUGGACAUAAUCCUCAGUACAUGCCGCCUCCUCGGCAACUUGACAAUUACUACCCUUCUGCUGAUAUGACACCUCAUAUGGAGAAGCAGCAUUAUCAGGGUAUUUCUGCAUAUGGAAGAGAAGCGCCAAUGGGUGCUCAUGGAUCUUCAAAUUCCCAGAAUGCACCAUCGAUGAUCACUCAGGUCGCUCAGCAAAUGCAAAUUCCAUUUUCUUAUGCUGAUGCUGUUAUUGGGACAGCUGGUGCAAGUAUUAGUUACAUUCGACGUGCUAGUGGGGCAACUGUCACCAUUCAAGAAACUCGGGGUGUCCCUGGUGAAAUGACAGUUGAAAUAAGUGGAACUGCUUCACAAGUUCAAACUGCUCAGCAAUUGAUUCAGAAUUUCAUGGCUGAUGCUGCUGCUGCGGCUCAGGCUCAGGCUCAGCCUCAGGCGCAAGCAGGUGGGGUCGCAGACCAAGCUUAUAAUCCUUAUGCAGCUCAUGGUUCUCUAUAUGCAUCACCACCUUCCAAUCCUGGUCACCCUGGAGGGUAUGGCUCUGUUUAUGGUUCAAACCAUGGGUUCUAAG
Hibiscus syriacus is the source of this 1680-nucleotide messenger RNA. RefSeq names its product flowering locus K homology domain-like. Lineage: Eukaryota; Viridiplantae; Streptophyta; Magnoliopsida; Malvales; Malvaceae. Gene Ontology annotation, cellular component: nucleus; cytoplasm. Gene Ontology annotation, molecular function: mRNA binding. The transcript has 7 exons. The record is from RefSeq and is a predicted model, not a curated record. The coding region runs from base 117 to 1679 and encodes 520 amino acids. Gene Ontology annotation, biological process: regulation of gene expression.